Molecule: messenger RNA, 2113 nt
Organism: Pipistrellus kuhlii (Kuhl's pipistrelle)
Lineage: Eukaryota; Metazoa; Chordata; Mammalia; Chiroptera; Vespertilionidae
Gene: LMOD3
Product: leiomodin 3
Exons: 4
Coding region: 106-1839 (577 amino acids)
Biological process (GO): myofibril assembly; muscle contraction; pointed-end actin filament capping
Cellular component (GO): striated muscle thin filament; myofibril
Molecular function (GO): tropomyosin binding
Source: RefSeq, a predicted model, not a curated record
GCCGCACCGCAGAGAAGAGGCGGGUCCCACUUCAGUAGACCCCGAGGCGCUGGCUGGAUCUGCAUCUCGAAAUAUCGAAGACAGAAACCAGCACGGAAGAGAAUCAUGUCUGAGCACAGCAGGAGUUCAGACCCAGAAGAACUUGAUGAGGAGAUCGAUGAAGAUCAGAUCUUGGCCAACUUGUCCCCCGAGGAGCUGCUGGAGCUGCAGUCGGAGAUUGAGGUCCUGGCCCCGGACCCCCGGCUCCCCGUGGGGAUGAUCCAGAAAGACCAAACCGACAAGCCCCCGACGGGCAGCUUCGACCACAGGUCCCUGGUGGACUACAUGUACUGUCAGAAGGCGUCCCGGCGGCUGCUGGAGGACGAGCGGGUCCCGGUCACCUUCGUGCCCGCCCAGGAAAACACUCAAGAGCAGCAUGAAGAAAUGAACAAAGGUAAUAAAAAAGUGGCCCAGUAUUUAAGGGAAAAUCUCAAUAAUGAAAUCGCUGCAAGUAAAAGAGAAUCAAAGGGCAGCAACAAUGUCCAAGAAACAGACAGUGAGGAUAACAAUGAUGAUGAUGAUGAGGAGGAGGAGGAGGAGGAGGAGGAGGAAGACGAGGAUGAUGAAGACGAAGAUGAUGAAGAUGAUGACGGAGAAGAUGAGAGUGAAGGGAGUGAUGAAGAAACAAAAAGAGAAGAGAAAGGCAAAAUAAAGGAGCCAAUCAGAAAUGGUGAGAGCAACUGCCAGCAGAAAACCAACACAGCCUUUGAAGAACAGAAAGACAGACCAGAGGCCCAAGAAAAAAGUGAGAAAAAAGUAUCAAAAUUAGACCCUAAAAAGUUAGCUCUAGAUACCAGUUUCUUGAAGGUAAGUGCAAGGCCUUCAGGAAACCAAACCGACCUAGACAUCAGCUUGAGGCGAGUCAGACAGAAUGAUCCUGACAUGAAGGAACUCAACCUGAACAACAUUGAAAACAUCCCCAAGGAAAUGUUGCUGGACUUUGUCAACGCGAUGAAGAAAAACAAGCACAUCAAGACCUUCAGCCUAGCCAACGUGGGUGCGGACGAGAACGUGGCCUUCGCCUUGGCCAACAUGCUCCGUGAGAACAGGAGCAUCACCACGCUCAACAUCGAGUCCAACUUCAUCACCGGCAAGGGCAUCGUGGCCAUCAUGAGGUGCCUCCAGUUCAACGAAACGCUCACUGAGCUGCGCUUCCACAACCAGAGGCACAUGCUGGGCCACCAGGCCGAGAUGGAGAUAUCCAGGCUUCUCAAGGCCAACAACACGCUCCUGAAGAUGGGCUACCAUUUUGAGCUCCCAGGCCCCAGAAUGGUGGUGACCAACCUGCUCACCAGAAACCAAGAUAAACAAAGGCAGAAGAGGCAGGAGGAGCAAAAGCAACAGCAGCUCAAAGAGCAGAGGAGGCUGAUCGCCAUGCUGGAGAACGGGCUGGGCCUGCCGCCAGGGAUGUGGGAGAUGCUGGGGGGACCGAUGCCAGAUUCCAGUCUGCAGGAGCUCCUCCAGCCUCCUCCCCGUCCUCCCAACCCCCCAGCGGUCCCCUUCGGCCGGCGAAACGAAGCGAUGAGAAAGCCAUCGCAGUCCCCUCCACACAGGACGGACCCCGACUCCUUCCGGGGCGUGAAGCUCAAGAGGACCCAGCGCAAAUCCCGGAUGCCGGAAGCCAGAGAAAGCCAGGAGAAAACCAACCUCAAAGAUGUGAUCAAAACGCUGAAACCCGUGCCCAAAAACAGGCCGCCCCCGUUGGUGGAAAUCACUCCCAGAGAUCAGCUCCUGAACGACAUUCGUCACAGCAACGUGGCCUACCUUAAGCCUGUGCAGCUGCCGAAAGAACUGGAAUAGGAGGCCACAGACGAACCUAGAGGAACAGGAACUGGAGUGAGGACUUGGACUAGAGCUUGAGGCUGCAUGAGCAGCAUGGCUCUGGCUCCAGAACAACGCUCACGUCUGAUGGAAGGAUUUUAUAAAAGGCAAAGUGCUUGGCACGUGGCAGUAUGUGGCUGAAGGGGAAGAGGAAGGAGAUUAAAUAGUAAUAUUUGGGGCAACAUUUUCUACUGCCCAUCAGUUGGAGUAACUAUGGUGAAAUUUAGUCAUGCUCCCAGCACAAAAGUUAAAA